AUGAAUACUACAGCAAUGAGCCCACUUGCUGUUACACCACUAGGUUUUGUUCCAGAUUUAAAAAAUGCCACACUUGUGCCUUUCAAUGAGACUGCAUGUGAAAACUGGAAAGAGAUUCAUCAUCUUGUUUUCCACGUGGCAAACAUUUGCUUUGCAGUUGGACUGGUUAUUCCAACUACUCUGAAUCUUCAUAUGAUUUUUCUGCGGGGUCUGCUCACCAUAGGGUGUGCAUUGUUCAUCAUUUGGGCUACACUCUACCGUUGUGCCUUGGACAUAAUGAUCUGGAAUUCUGUGUUUUUGGUUGUCAACCUCUUACAUUUCAUAUACCUAGUGUAUAAAAGAAGACCGAUCAAGAUAGAGAAGGAGCUUAGCAGUCUCUACAAGCGGAUGUUUGAACCUCUCCACGUGCCUCCGGAGCUCUUCCAAAGACUAACUGGACAGUUCUGCAACAUUCAGACUUUAAAGACAGGUCAAGCCUACGCUGCAUUUCUGUUGAUGGCAAUGGUGAUAAUGAAGGUGUCUUACCGAGGACAUUUUCUGCACAAUAUUUACCCCUGUGCCUUUAUAGAUUCUCCUGAAUUUCGAUCAACACAGAUGAACCGGGGUGAGAAAUUCCAGGUCACCAUUAUCGCAGAUGAUAACUGCAAGUUCCUGUGCUGGUCCAGAGAAAGGCUGACAUAUUUUCUAGAAUCUGAGCCAUUUCUUUAUGAGAUCUUUAAGUAUCUUAUUGGCAAAGAUAUUACAAAUAAACUCUAUUCAUUGAAUGACCCGACCUUAAAUGACAAGGCUUCAAAAAAGAUUGAUCGACAGCCUAGUCUUUGCUCACAGCUCUCUGUGAUGCAGAUGAGAAACAGUAUGGCCAGUACCAGUGACAGUGAAGAUGGCUUGCAGAUGUUUCUUCGUGGGACUUCCUCUGCAUCCUCUCUUCGCGCGGGCCGGACGUCUCCCUACCUGAGAACUUCGGCAAAAAUGAAGCCAAUAGAAGAAAGUGUGGAAGAUGACGUCUUUGAAGCACCAUCUGCUGAUAAGCUUGAACUCCAGCGGCUGCCUUAAACAGAUGUGUCCUCAGGCACAUCAGGGCUUGCAGAAAGCUCCAGUGCAAGAGGAAGAAGCUGAAUUUGGGAGGAAUCUGAAAGCUAAAACCACCGCUCCGUGUUUGAAUUUACCACAGCGUAUGUCAGUGGCUUCUAGAUGGAAAUGUCGCAUUUUGUUUUACUUCCAAGUAAAAUAAAACAAAUAAAAACU
Molecule: messenger RNA, 1245 nt
Organism: Leptosomus discolor (cuckoo roller)
Lineage: Eukaryota; Metazoa; Chordata; Aves; Leptosomiformes; Leptosomidae
Source: RefSeq, a predicted model, not a curated record